Cercopithifilaria johnstoni is the source of this 1287-nucleotide messenger RNA. Lineage: Eukaryota; Metazoa; Nematoda; Chromadorea; Rhabditida; Onchocercidae. The record is from the annotation of a GenBank genome assembly.
AUGACAGCUUUAUUUUCUAUUGAUCAUGUCAGGUAUGAGUGUAGCUGUGGUGAAUGGGAAAGUUUGAAUCGUUUAUACUUUUGUCGACACUGUUCCAACAUUCGAUGUAUGUUAUGCGUAAGCCAAGAAAUGGACACGUCUUUCUGUCCCUGCUGUCUCGACAACGUAUCGACCGGCGAAGCAAGACAAAAAAGGAAUCGGUGCUCCAACUGCUAUCAGUGUCCAAUUUGCGGUACUUUUAUUACAGAAGUGAGCGCUGUUAUACGAACAUCCAACGAAACUUAUCAUUUAUCAUGCAAUACGUGCCGUUGGACGACGACGGAUUCGGGUAUACCCGAUUCCACUUCAUCAACAAUUUGGCCACAGUACCAGUUUGAAGAUGAGCAGCUGCUAUCUGCAUUUUUAGAAAGAAUGAGAAAUUACGCAGCUGUCGAGAAGGCUGAUCGUGAACGGCAUAAAUAUUCUAAAAGAAGAUCAAACCUCGGUACCGUUCUUUUGGAUCGUUUUGGUUUGCAGACAAUGUACAACCGACGAAAAGCAGCGUUAGCUGAACAAACUGAAAAAAGUUUUCCCGUAUUAGAACCUACAGACGAUGUAUCACCGUUGGAUAAUUCCAUCUUUAACGAGCAUGAAAUAGACGUAGGAAGCAUCGCAACUUUGAUGCAAGAAGCGAAACAACCUCUUGCUAACGGACGACCUCUCUUACCGAUCAGAACACCUCUUGCUGGACGUCAUUCAAUACGCUGCAAACAAUGCGAACACAGUUUAUGCAAAGGAGAAUAUAGUCCUACUUCGAUCAAAUUCAAAAUCCAGGUUUUGGCUGGAAAUCAUGUUCCUGACAUUCGUCUAUCACGCCAAGCAUCUCUUGUAGCCAAUCAGUGGUGUCCGAUUUUUCUCACUAUAUCCAAUUUCUCCGCCACUCUUGCACGCAUUAUAAUUUUUCCAUAUACAAAUGAAGAUGAAUCAUAUGUUAAGUGCGAUUCUCCUAUGAUUGAGUUAUCUGUACCAAACAGAGAUGAUACGAUGGAAUGGGAUGAAACACUAGAAAAAUCUGCUAACGAAACUGAAGGUUUGAUUGUGUUCAGACGACGGCAUCGCAUUGGUAUAAGAUUAAAUGUUCACGCAACUGAAGGCGAGGACAGAAAAUUGGUACUGAUUGUGAAGUAUAAUAAUUGUAGCAGUUCAUUUGAACAUGGCGGUGAUCAAACUUGGCUUCAACACAAGGUGUGCGUGUUCUUAGGCAUGGCUAAAGCUGAAAAUGGAUCGUAUACUGCUUUAAACGGAUAA